This is a messenger RNA of Nipponia nippon (crested ibis), 1164 nucleotides long. Lineage: Eukaryota; Metazoa; Chordata; Aves; Pelecaniformes; Threskiornithidae. The record is from RefSeq and is a predicted model, not a curated record.
AUGAUCGAGGUGUUGGCCAAGCUGGGCCGCGGGCCUGUCUUCCUGGCAGGGGAGGUGCUGGAGUGCGUGAUCACUUUCACCAACCCAUUAUCGGCCUCGUCUACCUCCGCCAGCAGUGAGAUGCUGGCGUGGGCCAGCGCCCAGAUCCACUGCCAGUUUCACGCCAGCGAGAACCGGGUAGCACUCCCUCCCUCUGAUGGCAGCAAGCACGACGUGCAGGCAGAGAACGAGACAGUCUUCGUCCCCAACAGAGGAGAGCGGGGUCAGUGUAUCCUGUCCACUCCACCAAAGAUUCUCUUCUGCGACUUGCGCCUGGAUCCUGGGGAGUCAAAGUCCUAUUCGUACUGUGAGACGCUGCCCAUAGACGGCCCUCCCUCUUUCCGAGGACAGUCGGUGAAGUACGUAUACAAGCUGACCAUCGGCUGCCAGCGUGUCAACUCCCCCAUCAAGCUCCUGCGUGUUCCCUUCCGUGUCCUUGUGCUGCAUGGGCUCAAGGAUUACCAGUUCCCACAGGAUGAGGCUGUUGCGCCCUCAAACCCCUUCCUGGAGGAGGAGGAGGGCUUGAAGAAAGACUCUCGCCUGGCGGACCUGGCGACAGAACUGCUCAUGGUGGCCACCUCUCGACGCAGCCUGCACCUGUAUAACAUAAGCAACACUCGUGGGAAGGUGGGGACGUUCUGCAUCUUUAAGACCGUGUAUAAGAUCGGAGAGGAUGUCAUUGGGACCUUUAACUUCUCAGAAGGAGACAUCCCGUGUCUGCAGUUCUCUGUGAGCCUGCAGACGGAGGAGAGCAUCCAGGAGGAGUUCCAGCGCCGGCGGGGGCAACCCGUCUCCUUCAGCACGCACGCCCGCCAUCAGGAAGCCUGCCUGCACACGGCCCAGAGCAGCUUCAGCCUGCCCAUCCCGCUCAGCUCUACUCCGGGAUUCACCACCAACAUCGUGUCCCUGAAGUGGAGGCUGCACUUUGAGUUUGUGACCUCCGGGGAGUCGGCGGGGACUUGCUUCGUUCGUGGGAGCCAGUCAGAGGCCGUCACCUGGACUGGGGUGGAGCAGAUGGAAGUGGACACUUUCAGCUGGGACUUGCCGAUCAAAGUCCUUCCCACCAACCCCAUCCUGGCUUCCUACGUAUCUCAGUUCUCCAGCACAAACUCCAUCACCAUCUGA